This is a messenger RNA of Episyrphus balteatus (marmalade hoverfly), 1842 nucleotides long. RefSeq names its product eukaryotic translation initiation factor 3 subunit L (gene eIF3l). The record is from RefSeq and is a predicted model, not a curated record. The coding region runs from base 109 to 1722 and encodes 537 amino acids. Gene Ontology annotation, molecular function: translation initiation factor activity; protein binding. Gene Ontology annotation, biological process: translational initiation. The transcript is spliced from 4 exons. Gene Ontology annotation, cellular component: cytoplasm; eukaryotic translation initiation factor 3 complex. NCBI's taxonomy places the organism in Eukaryota, Metazoa, Arthropoda, Insecta, Diptera, Syrphidae.
CCUCUUUCUUUUAAUUCUUGAAUUAUUCUGCUGCUGGCGUGUUUCUGUCAACUUGCUGGCAAAUUUUACAAUUUUCAUUAAAAAAAGUUAUAAAUAAUUUCUAAAAUCAUGUACGGUGGUGACGAUUACGGCAAUCAGGAUCUCUAUGAUGAUUACGGUCAUACCGGUGAUCCACAAUUGGAUAUGGAAUACGAACGCAAUUACUAUUCCAAACAAAUGCCGGAAAAUGUCAAGUAUUUCUUGAUUAACUUUUGCCAGGCCAUCAAGGAGGGAGUCAUCUUUGACAUCCAGAACAUGUAUGAGAACACCUUCCCCCAGAUCAGUGAUCACCAUUUCGAUAAGAGUGCAUGGCCCGAUGAGCAAGAAGUUUCCUCAUUGGUUGAACACGAUAAAGUGUUCUUGAUUUUGUACAAAGAAUUGUAUUAUCGCCACAUCCACGCCCGCAUUCCAGGUGGACCAAAAUUGGAGCAGCGUAUUAAUUCAUUCUUUAAUUACUGCGAUUUCUUCAAUCUAAUCAUCUCAUCGCCAAGUCCAGUGUUACUUGAAUUGCCCGACAUUUGGCUUUGGGAAUUGGUUGAUGAAUUUGUUUAUCAAUUCCAAAAUUUUGCUCAAUACAGAGCACGUCUAACAGACAAGAGCCAAGAAGAAAUUCAACAGCUCAACAUCCAGCACAACAAUGUUUGGAGCAUUCUCUGCAUCUUGAAUGUAUUGCAUUCCCUUGUAGACAUCUCCAACAUCAAGAAGCAAUUGCUAGCAAUCUCUCAGGGAAAUGAUCCCCAAACUGUUGCUGGACAAUUUGGAGAACAUUCCUUCUACAAGAUGUUGGGUUACUUCUCGCUGGUCGGACUUCUUCGUGUCCACUCUCUGCUCGGUGACUAUUACCAAGCCAUCAAAGUACUUGAACCAAUUGAGAUUCACAAGAAAUCGCAAUAUUCCCACAUCCCAGCAUGUCAAAUAUCCACAUCCUACUAUGUGGGAUUCGCUUACAUGAUGAUGCGUCGUUAUGCCGAUGCUAUCCGUACUUUCUCGGACAUUCUCUUGUACAUCCAACGCACCAAGCAGUUGUACAGCACUCGCUCGUAUCAGAAUGAUCAAAUUAACAAGCAAGCCGAACAAAUGUACCAUCUUUUGGCCAUUUGCUUGGUUCUGCAUCCACAAUGCAUCGAUGAGUCGAUUCAACAAGUCUUGAGGGAAAAGAACUACCAAGACAAUAUGUACAAGAUGCAAUGUGGUGACUUGGAAGCAUUCAAAAUGUUCUUCAUUUUUGCAUGUCCCCGAUUUGUCAGCCCAUGCCCACCAUCUGCAGAUGCACCCAUGGAGGAUUAUGUCAAGGAUCCAAUGGAACAUCAAUUGCAGGUGUUUAUGGAUGAAGUGCGUCAGCAAAAGGACGUUCCAACUACAAGGUCUUAUUUGAAAUUGUACACCACCUUACCAUUGGAAAAAUUAGCUUCAUUUAUUGAUGCUAAGACCGAUGAUGAAAUCAAGACCCUGCUUAUUCGUUUAUUGUGCUUUAAGCACAAGAUGAGGAAUUUGGUCUGGACAAAGGGUUCAAGUGGUCUGGAAGGACAAUUCCAAUCUGGAUCUGAACUCGAUUUCUAUAUUGAUAACGACAUGAUUCAUAUUGCUGAUACUAAAGUUUCGCACAGAUACGGUGACUUCUUCAUAAGGAAAAUUUUGAAAUUCGAAGAUCUUAAUCGCAAGCUUAAAAAUAUUACAAUUUAAAAGGGUGGAAACCUUGCAAGUACAUAAAUUAUUUUCCCAAUUUGUAUUUUAAUAAAAAUAAGACGGAAAUAUGUUUCUUUUUCAAUUAAUUAAAAUAAAGAACAUCAAAAGAAAAAGAAA